AUGGCGACAACACAUAACCAACCUGGCGUCUUCGCGAUAACCAAGGGCAAGAUGUUUAUCCUUGCCUCUCUCGUCUUCACAUGGUGGGUGGCCCAUCUGCUACCACACUACGAGCCCAUGAUCCGCUCGCACCUUACCGAUCGCCUGCAAGAAGCCCGACAAAAGAUCCCGUCCAUCAAGGUCGACUGGCGCAUACCCGAAGAGCCCGAAUCCAUGUUCAACGCCUCCAAGGUCGCCCUCAUCAUCGAGCCGCGCCCGCUGCCGCACCUCGUCCCCCUCGUCCUGCACAUGGCCACCGUCGUGCCCCCCGACUGGCGCUUCGUCUUCAUCGGCUCCGAGAAGAGCGUCUUUAGCGUCAGCCGCGCCCACGCCAUCAAGCACCAGCAGGUCAUUGGCAAGCUCGACCUCAUGGUCCUGCCCGAGCCCUGGAACAUCUCCAACAAGGAGAUGGUGUUCCGCAUGCUCACCGACAUUCGGUUCUACGACGAGUUUUUGCCCGGUGUCGAGUGGAUUCUCAAGUACGAAUCCGACAGCAUCAUGUGCGGCAACUCGCCGACCAGCCUCAACGAGUGGUUGGACUGGGCCUGGGCCGGCGCGCCCCGGUCGGCCGAUGACCGCUUCUCGGGCAACGGCGGCCUGUCGCUGCGCAAGGUCUCGGCCAUCCGCCGCGUCCUGCGCUUCCAGGCCCGCUACAACAACUCGGAGCCCGAGGACGAGUGGUUUGGCCGCCGCCUCUGGGUCCUGCCGGGCGAGAAGGUCACGUCUGGCCUGACGGCACUGGCCGUCGAGAACGUCUAUGUUGAGAAGCCCAUGGGCUUCCACAUUCCCAACAGCGGCAAGAACCUGCCGGACGACGUCUGGAAGAACCCGGAACAGCGCAAGAAGAUUUUCGACUACUGCCCGGAGCUCAGCCUGAUCAUGGACAUGAAGUUGGAGCGCGAGCGUUGCGAAGGCGACGAUAAGCAGGGCCACAUUGUGCCCGCGAAGAAGGACUCUGAGGAGGAGCGGAAAGCAUCGCUGGCAAGCGUCGCGUCCGUGUCCUCUGCCAGCGUCGCCAGUGUCGCCAGCGUCGCGAGCGUGGUCAGCGUGGAGAGCGCGGCCAGUGUGGCCAAGACUGCCACACCGACGCCGACCGACCAGCCAGUCGCACAACCCGAUGCCCAAUCAACGGCGCCACCCACAGCCGCCUCAGACACGCCUGCUGCUGAUCCAAUGCCGGCGUAA
Sporothrix brasiliensis 5110 is the source of this 1224-nucleotide messenger RNA. RefSeq lists its product as uncharacterized. The transcript is spliced from 2 exons. The record is from RefSeq and is a predicted model, not a curated record. The coding region runs from base 1 to 1224 and encodes 407 amino acids. NCBI's taxonomy places the organism in Eukaryota, Fungi, Ascomycota, Sordariomycetes, Ophiostomatales, Ophiostomataceae.